AUGGUAAUGAGGUUUGGCUUGAGCAACAAGUUUGAUACAGAAUUUCCUUCUGUUCUUACAGGGAAGGUUGCCCCAGAAGAAUUCAAGACCAGCAUCAGCCGUGUGAAUGCCUGCCUGAGGAAGAAUCUCCCUGUCAAUGUAAAGUGGCUGCUUUGUGGCUGCCUGUGCUGCUGCUGCACACUGGGCUGCAGCCUGUGGCCCGUAGUCUGUCUUAACAAAAGAACUAGAAGAUCAAUUCAGAAGUUACUAGAAUGGGAAAAUAACAGACUAUAUCAUAAGCUCGGUUUGCACUGGAAGCUGAGUAAAAGGAAAUGUGAAACUAGCAAUAUGAUGGAAUAUGUAAUAUUAAUAGAGUUCUUACCAAAAUAUCCCAUAUUUCGACCUGACUGAGGAACAGCAUUUGGCCUUUCAUGUUACCUGUCAUUUUCUACCUUUAGUGCCUUGUAGAUGAUUUUGGAAAGAAGAUGGUCUACUUUGCUGUGACUUAAACAUGUUCUUCAGUAGAGUAUCUUCCUUGCUAUGUUACUUUCUUUUGUUAAGAAGAGAACAAUUUGCACAUUUUUUUAUGUUAAAUGAUGCUUCUAUGUUGCACUCUUGAAUUUUUAACUUUAACUGAUAAAGUUGCCACUAGGGAUCUAACAUCAGUGCUGCUUAAACUUGUUCUGAGCAUGCUGCCUUAUUAAUUUCUAUAUUUGCUGUCCUCAAACACACAUCCUAGUGCCAUGUCAUACUAUAUUUCAUACUAUAUUUCAUUCUCCACGUUGCAAUCCUGUAACCCCUCCAUAGAAAUGGCCAGGUAAGCACCUCGUAGUUAUGAGUUUAGUAUAACCUGCUUGCAUAGGACUUGCAAUCAACAGCACUGGUUUUGUCCUGCACUUUGCAAAAUCAUCAUUUACAUUAGGGGGCUAAUUAUUUUACCCACUAUGGAUUUGUAAAUAUUGACUCUUUGCAUAAUGUCAAGUGUGGUAUGCCAAGGUUUACAGAAUGUAAUAUAGCUCUUAUUCUAUUGCCAACAGGCUGACAUCAUUUUACUUAUUACAUUUGCUAGUGUCCCUCCCUGUACAGACCCUCUCACCUGCUGGUUU
Messenger RNA from Chaetura pelagica (chimney swift), 1085 nucleotides. It is a transcript of the gene CHIC1, whose product is annotated as cysteine-rich hydrophobic domain 1. Bases 1 to 390 code for a protein of 129 amino acids. The transcript is spliced from 6 exons. The record is from RefSeq and is a predicted model, not a curated record. NCBI's taxonomy places the organism in Eukaryota, Metazoa, Chordata, Aves, Apodiformes, Apodidae.